This is a messenger RNA of Astyanax mexicanus (Mexican tetra), 5213 nucleotides long. RefSeq lists its product as uncharacterized. The transcript has 5 exons. Gene Ontology annotation, molecular function: zinc ion binding. The coding region runs from base 333 to 1013 and encodes 226 amino acids. Lineage: Eukaryota; Metazoa; Chordata; Actinopteri; Characiformes; Acestrorhamphidae. The record is from RefSeq and is a predicted model, not a curated record.
GGUCCGGGCCCUGUGUGUAUGUAUGCAUGUCCGUCUGUCUGUCUGCGUGUCUGUCUCGCUGUCUGUCUGCGUGUUGCACAGUCGAGCUGCGCUGGAGAAACAGAUGUUAAAGAGUAGAAACAACAUCCUGUGUGUGUGUGUGUGUGUGUGUGUGUGUGUGAGUGUGUGUGUGUGCUGAUGUGUGGGAACUGCUCCACAGAGCCUCAGCCUGAAGCAGAGACGGGAUAUUCGGGACAGGAAGUGGGAAAGUGAAAGCGACUGAGGCAUUUAAAAGUUUCUGAGAGGAGUUUUACACAUAGACAACAACAAAAACAGCGGCUCAUCUCGGAACGAUGGACAGCGGCUAUGAGAUCCUCUCCAACAGUGGAUAUGCAGAUACAUGCAAAAUCACCAUGACAGAAACUCCAGAGUGCUUCAUCUGCAGAGACGUGCAGCUGGUGGAUGGAGAACCGCUGAGGAGGUUCUGCGACUGCAAGAACCUGGUGGCCCACCAUAGCUGCCUGAUCACCUGGGUCAAAAAGGGGCUCGGCAGUGAGGACAGACUGAGAUGCAGUGCCUGUAAUGCUGAGUAUGAGCAGUGUCAGACGGCCGCAUGGAGGACUUUGGCCAGCCAGUGGCAGACAUGGCCUGUGAUGGUUGUGGGCGUGGUCUUGCUGGCCCUGGUACCAUAUACAGUGUUCCGCAUGUUAACAGCCUUCCAGAACCCCCCUCCUCACGCACUGUUCAGAACCGCUGCUAUUUGCUUUGGCCUGCUGACCGAAACCCUGCUGGUCAGGUGUUUGUUCUGCUAUGUGAAUGGUCGCUACCGGCAGGCGGAGCACACCUCCUUCAGUCUGCAACCACGGGGCCUGGAGGAGGAGCAUGAGGCCAUGGGGGUCAAAGGGCAUGGUCUGCAGGUGGAGGAAGAGGAGGGAAGUCGAGAAAGGGGUGUGAACAGAGGCCAACAUCGCCCCCUAUGGCCCCGGAGGAGCUGCCCUGCAGUGAGGAAGGAGAAGCAGAUGGACUCUCAGUGACUCUUUAACUGCUGGACCCUGUGGAGCGCUACCCUGCUGUCCUGCCUGGCCAACAGUCAGCAGGUCCGAACCCGGCCCGAGCAGCAGUGCGGGAUGUUCUCUUAUUGAUGAAAUUUAACUGGGCUGAGGCUGAAAUGGUUCUGAACUUACGUUCCUGUUAGAAACACACCUGAGACCGAGACACUGUAUUACUUGAUUGGUUGAGUCAGGUGUUGUCACUGGAAAAAGUGACAACACUUUUAAUAAUUGGACUCCCUCCAGGUCAUUAGCUGGUUUUCCAUCCACUGAGUUUUUGCAAUGUUUAAAAAGGUGCAUAAAAAACAUGAAUACAGAAUUCUAAAAUAUUGCAAAAGGUUUUUUUUUUAUUUAUUUUAUUAUUUUGUAUCUAUUUUGUACCCUACCCUAACCUUAUACUACCCUAUACUGCUCUGUAAGACCUAUACAUUCCAAUAGGUCCACCCUUUAAAACCCUUAAUACCUUUAACCAUUUAUACCUUCAGCCCUGUACUACAUAUACAAGCUUAUACUAGCCUAUAUAACCCAAGACUAUUCUAUACCACCCUAUACUGCCCCAUUCCACCAUAUAACAUGUACCAUUCUAUGCUACAGUAUAUACUUUACACUAUAUUCCUUAUACAUUCUGUCCUACCCUUUACUAUCCUAUGCUCCCUAUUCUGCCCUAUACCACCCUAUACAAUUCUACUUUCCACACUAGCCUAUAAUACUCCAUACUACCUAUACUGCCCUGUACUACAUAUACAUUCCUAUACCACCCUUUCUAACCCAUACUACCCUUAACUCCUUAUACAGCCCUGUACUACCUAUACAUUCUUUUACUAGCCUAUGUAACUAACCUAGACUACCCCAAACUCCCUAUAUUACCCUAUACAGCCCCAUUCUACCCUAAUACCAUAUAAUAUCCUAUGCUACAAUAUACUACCCUUACCAUCCUUAUAACCCUCCCCUCUAACUUAUGCUACCCUUAACUCUGUAUACAGCCCUGUUACCACCUAUACAAUCUUAUACUAUCCUAUACUGCAACAACAUGUAUAUAUUACCUAUAUUACCAUAUACUACCCCAUUUUACCUUUUUUUUACUAUUCUAUGCUUCAAAAUACUACCCUAUAUUCCCUACACUAUUCUUUACUGUCAUAUAUUCCCUAUACUACCCUACACCACCCUUUCUAACCCAUACUACCCUUAACUCCUUAUACAGCCCUGUGCUACCUAUACAAUCUUAUACUAGCCUAUAUAACUGAUGUAGACUACCCUAAACUCCCUAUAUUACCCUAUACAUUCUACCCUUAUACCAUAUGAUAUCCUAUACUACAAUAUACAAUAUACUACCCUUUACUACCCUUAGAACCCUACUCUAACCCAUACUACCCUUAACGCCAUAUACAGCCCUGUUACCACCAAUACAAUCCUAUACUAUCCUAUACUACAACAAUAUAUAUUACCUAUAUUACCGUAUACAACCCCAUUUUACCAUAUCACACCAUAUACCAUUCUAUGCUUCAGAAUGCUACCCUAUAUUCCCUACACACUCUGUAAUAUCUUUUACUAUCAUAUCCUCCCUAUAAUACCCUAUACCACCCUUUAUAUUCCUACCCUUACCUCUACUACACUAAACUCCUUGCACUGUCCUCUACUACCUAUACAAUCUUACACUAGCCUAUAUUACCCUAUACAAUCCUAUACUAUUGAAAACUCCUCAUAUUACACUAUAUAGCCCCACUAUAACAUAUAACACCAUAUACCAUUCUAUGCUAAAGUAUACUACCUUAUAUUCCCCUCACACUCUCUACUAUCCUUGAUUAUACUCCCUAUGCUGCCCUAUACUAUCACUAUCCUUCCCUGUACUCCCUAUACCAUCCCAUAUCCGCCUACACUAUCCCAUGCUCAACUAUACUACCCUAGCCUCCUUAUACACCCCUAUCCUACCCUAUACCCCCUAUUCCUUCCUACAUCUCCCUGUAUUAGUCAAUACUUCCCUAUAUUUCCUUUUCUAUCCUAUACUUCCUGUACUAUGCUACUCUCUUUAUAGUAACAUAUACUCAAACGCUAUUAUAUACUUCCUAUACUACCCUGUACUACCCCAUACUCCAUGCAUUACCCUUCUAUGGUGCCAUAUACUGACUUAUUUGCCUUAUAGUAUCCUAUACUCACUAUACUACCCUAUACCCUCUAUACUCACCAUACUAUCAUAUACUCUGCAGCAGUGUCCAGGGCAUAUGAGUGACUUGUUCUAAUCACAGUGGCCUAUUUCUUCUAAAGUUUCUUAACAUUACUGCAGUGGAUGGAAACACAACUUAUUUUUAUUCCAAUUUUUUGUAAUUGCAUAAAACUUUUGCGAAACUCUUGGAUGGAAUCCCAGCUAUUGAGAGCCACAAAUAUGAAGACAGUUAUUCUUUACCUUAAUCGUUACUCUUUAGUGUCACUGUAAUAUAAGAUUUCUUUUUUUAAACAGCUGAUAUCCGCUGACCUUUACAUUGUGUGUAUCUCCUCGGAUCUUCUCAUUAUAGCAAAAUCUCAUUACAGAGAAAAUCUCAUUACAUCAACUUACAGACACUUAUUACCUGUUAUUUCUCUUCUUGUAAAGACGUUAUUAUGGACAUACAAGGUUUUCUACAGUGAUCUUAUUUAUCAUUCAUUUUAUAUAUUCAAUGUGUUAUUUUGUUGAUUGCACGUGUCACUUUUUAAACUGUUUAUAAUUCAGUAUUAGUAUUAGAGUAUUUUAUUAAACUCUUUGGUUUUAGCCACUUUUCUGAUGAAAAAAUAAAGACUUGAUAUAAUCUACUCUGAAAGUCCAAAAGUUUGUGGACAGCCUACUUUGUAGUGAAUUUGGUUGUAUUGGAGUCCAAUAACUGUGAAAACAUGGGCACUGUGGUUCCAAUCUGUUCCAUUCUGUAGAAUUAAAGCCAAUAAUGAAUUUCAUAUUUCAAUAUGUUAAAUUUGCAACCAAAGUCAAAUUUGCGGUAGAGACCGGAGGCGGAGCCAGACUCACCUAAUUAUUGAAUAGGCCCACCCCUUUUCUUUCAGGUCAAGUGUUUUAGACCACCUUCAUUGAGUUCACAAGGGUAUUAAAAGUAGUUUAUCCUGCUUUUUGUCUCUACUGUAUGGGAACGAUUUUUAUUAGUUAUUGGAGUCUUGCUGUGAGGAUUUGAUUGCUUUUAAUUAUCCAUAACUUCUCUAGCCCAACUCAUCUCAUCUAAGUGUAUAAGAUGAAGCUUCAUCAUUCCAGAGAACAUUCCGUGGUCAGCUUCCUCUUACAGCGUCCACAGUUAAUCCUGUUGGAUGUGGUUGGUCCUUCUUGGUGGUAUGCUGACAUUACCCUGGAUACCGUGGCUCUUGAUACAUCACAAAGACUUGCUGUCUUGGUCACAGAUGCGCCAGCUCUGGUAUGUCACCCAUAAUGUUGUGUGCAUUGCAAUAUUUUGAGCAAAACUGUGCUCUUACCCUGCUAAUUGAACCUUCACACUCUGCUCUUAUUGGUGCAAUGUGCAAUUAAUGAAGAUUGGCCACCAGGUUGGUCCAAUUUAUCCAUGAAACCUCCCAUACUAAAAUGACAGGUGUUCCAGUUUCAUUGUCCAACCCCUGUAUACUCUCAUAUAGCCUGGAUUAACACCUGGAUUACAUACUAACCAUUAAACAUAAGAUUAUAUUCUAUUCUACUAACUAUUCUAUAUUUCUCCAAUGGUAUUAUAGAGAGACACACACUAACACACCACCACCAUGCAUCCAAAUAAUAAUAGCUGUUCUGUGGUGGUCUGAGUAUUGAAGAACAGGGUGAAAGGAGGAUUCAUAAUAUAAGUAUGUAGAGAAACAGAUACAGAACUACAGUCUGUAAUUAUCAUAUUACAUGAAUAUAGAACUGUAUGAUAAGUGGAGCUGAUGAGAUUUGGUAAUAAGUAAUGGUAUGCUUGAUCUUUGUAUAUUUACUAUAUAAUAUACAGGUGUUUGGGAGUUUGAUGGUGGUUCUAAUGUUUUGCUCUUUAUUUUAAACAGCUUUAUGAAGCCAGUAUUAUAAAGGCAUGCUCAGUAAUGGGAAUUUCAUGUUCUGCUGUUGGCAGGAUAAUGGUGAAUAUGCUGUAAGAGGUUCAUAUGUUUUCACUUUUGCGUUUUCUUUGCGCAGUAUUUGCUUGUGACAUCGCUUUCUCUGGAGCGUGCUAUUGUGAAAUAAAGUGCCAUUAUUUUUUA